Molecule: messenger RNA, 7014 nt
Organism: Cyprinodon tularosa
Lineage: Eukaryota; Metazoa; Chordata; Actinopteri; Cyprinodontiformes; Cyprinodontidae
Product: lactase-phlorizin hydrolase-like
Exons: 17
Coding region: 36-5690 (1884 amino acids)
Biological process (GO): carbohydrate metabolic process
Molecular function (GO): hydrolase activity, hydrolyzing O-glycosyl compounds
Source: RefSeq, a predicted model, not a curated record
UCAGUUUUGUGUCAGUCUGAUCUUCACAAGUCACAAUGAGCAGGUUGCUGUGGCUUGUGUGUCUCUAUCUUUUAUUUGUGAUUGGUGGAUGGAGCAGUGAGGUGAAGAGUGAAGACGACUUUAUGCUUCUUGCUGGCCCUCUGACCGACAAGCAGAUAAGAGCAUCCAGUGGUGAGGAAAAGGUUGUAUUUGACUGCAGUCAUCCCAUACCAGCUGUUUCUAAACAAUAUUUUGAGUACCUCAAGACCAGAGGAGUGACACACUUCAAAGUUCCUCUCUCAUGGACCAAACUUUUGCCAAAUGGCCUUGCAAGCAAGCCUCAACAGGCUGUGGUAAGAUGUUACCAGACCCUGCUAAAGCAACUACUGGAGGAAGACCUGCAACCCGUCGUCAUUCUUCAUGGAUCAUCAGUUCCAGAUUCUUUGAGGUCCAGGUAUGGAGGUUGGGAAAGUCAGAAGCUGUUACAGAUGUUUCAGCACUAUGCAGAGUUUGCCUUGAAAGAGUUUGGUCCACUGGCCCAUUCAUGGGUGACAGUUAGUGACCUGGAGGAGGUAUUUUUUGAAGGCCAGUCUGCAGAUGAUCAUAGUCUUCUGCAAAACUUCAUUCAGCUCAACAAGAAGAUUCACCAGUUUUACCAUCAGAACUUCCCUGAUAAGAAGAACCGCGUGUCCUUUGGGUUGAAAGCAAGAAAUGUGGAUCAAAUUUCACAUCUUGGAGCUUUAACAGCUGUGGAUUUCUUGUCAGUGAACUUGGAAUAUAACUGUGCCUCCUCAGAAACCUUUGGACAACAGCUGAGAAACUUGCAGAUAUCCAGUGGGAAUUUGCCAAUCUUACUCUAUAAACUGACAGUUCAUGACUGCAUCUUGAGUGAACACCAGCUUCUUGGGGAUUUUUUACAAGUUUUAUCUAGCAAUAGCGUGGAUUUUGUUGGAUUGGACACGAAUGAAGUGUUAAACAAGCUUGACAUACAAGAUGUUCCAGUUAGCAGGUCCAGUUUGGGAACAUUUGGGAACAACACUCGUGAUGAUAAAGGUCUGUUGCCCACUAAAGCAUUUCCUCCAGACUUUCAAUGGGCCACAUCAUCAGAAUCUUUCAAAGUUGAAGGAGGCUGGUUAGAAGGGGGGAAAGGAGAGACCAUCUGGGAUCGUUUUGGUCAUGAAGGCCAAGCAUAUGAAAAUCAGACUGCUGACCUCGCUUGUGACAGUUACAACAAGGUCGAUAUAGAUGUCUUCCUCCUGCGAGGCCUUGGAGUCAACACCUACCAAUUUUCUAUAUCAUGGGCCCGUGUUUUUCCCUCUGGUUAUAGAGCCAGCGAGUCAAAUGAAGGGGUUCUCUACUAUAACAAUUUGAUCAACGCUCUUGUGGAGUCUGGCAUUCGGCCUGUUGCCACUCUCUACCAUUGGGAUCUUCCUCAAGCUAUGCAAGACAAGGGAGGAUGGACCACAGAUUCCAUUGUUGAAGCUUUUAAGGACUAUGCUGACUUCUGCUUCAGCCGAUUUGGAGACAGGGUCAAGGACUGGAACACAUUCAGCAGCCCCUGGGUGGUCAGCCAUGCAGGGUAUGGCACUGGUGAGCAUGCUCCUGGAGUUAAAGACUAUGUUAAUGCCUCUUAUCAGGUUACUCAUAAUAUACUAAAAUCCCAUGCAGAAGCCUGGCAUGUCUACAAUGACAAAUACAGAGGAACACAGGGAGGGAAAGUGGGCAAUGCAUUAAACUCAGACUGGGCUAGACCAGGUGACCCCACAAAACCUGAAGACGUGGCAGCUGCAGAGCGCUACCUUGAGUUUAUGCUAGGCUGGUUUGCCCAUCCCAUAUUCAUAGAUGGGGAUUAUUCUCAAGUUCUUAAAACUCAGAUUGAAAAGAAAAGAAGUGAGUGUGCUGGAUCUGUGCCAGCAGUACUUCCAACUUUUACUGCUGAAGAGAAGGCGAGGAUAAAGGGAACCUCUGACUUUUUCGGUUUAAACCACUACACUUCACGUUUGGUUAACAGCAGCGUAGGUGGAUGCGUCCCUGGUCCUCAGGGAGUUGGAGACUUCCAGGCAUACGUAGACCCCUCAUGGCCCACUACAGCAUCUGACUGGAUCGUCUCAUUGCCAUCAGGAUUACGAUCACUUUUAACAUACAUUAAAAAUCAAUAUCUGACAUCUCAUAAUGUGCCCAUUUACAUAACUGGGAAUGGCAUGCCAACAGAAUACAGUGGAGACCCCCUCAAUGACACCAGUAGAAUAGAGUACUUGAGUGGUUACAUCAAUGAAGCCCUAAAAGCAAUUACAGAAGAUGGAGUGGAUGUACAGCGAUUCACAGUGCAAUCGCUCAUGGAUGGAUUUGAGGGAAAACAAGGGUACAGUGAAAGAUUUGGACUUCUCCAUGUUAACUUUGAAGAUAGUUACAGGCCGAGAUCACCAAAACAAUCAGCAUACUUCUAUGCUCAGAUCAUUGAACAAAAUGGUUUUGUUGCACGUGAACAACCUAAUUUUGAAGGCUUGAAAAUACCACAAGCCUACCGUUCUACUCCACUGCCUCCUUCAGAAGUUCCAUCGACAUCAAAGAUUGUCUGGGAAAAAUUUACACCACAGAAAAAAAUUGAUAGACAAAUGUAUCACUAUGGCACUUUCCCAGAAAACUUUUACUGGGGUGUUUCAUCUUCUGCAUACCAAAUUGAGGGUGGAUGGAAUGUUGAUGGCAAAGGCCCUAGUGUAUGGGAUACAUUUACUCAAAAGCCAGGUAGUGGUAUUCCUGACAAUGCAAAUGGUAACAAAGCAUGUGACAGUUAUGACAGACUUGAUGAAGACCUAUACAUGCUGCGAGCUAUGAAUGUAAAAUCAUACAGACUUUCUUUGUCAUGGUCCAGAAUCUUUCCCAAUGGUAGGCGUGCAUCCGUGAACCAGAAGGGUGUUGACUAUUAUAACAGACUUAUUGAUGGCCUCUUGGCUCUUAAAAUCACCCCAAUGGUCACAAUUUAUCACUGGGACCUCCCACAAGCUUUACAAGAUGAGGGUGGAUGGGAGAACGAGGAGAUGAUUAAUAUCUUUAAUGAUUAUUGUGACUUUUGCUUCACCACCUUUGGUGAUAGAGUGAAAUUCUGGAUGACAAUGAAUGAUCCUCAAGGGAUUGCAUGGCUAGGAUAUGGUUCUGGAAAAAUCCCCCCAAACAUUGUGAAGCCAGGAACAGCACCAUACCAAGUUGCACACAACCUGAUAAAAGCUCAUGCCACAGCAUACCACACAUACGAUGAAAAACACCGUUCUUCACAAAAGGGAGUAGUAUCAAUUGCCCUCAAUGCAGAAUGGGUUGAACCUAAAGAUAUCAAUGUCCCUCGUGAAAUUGCUGCUGCUGACCGGGCAAUGCAGUUCCAGUUGGGCUGGUUUGCCCACCCAAUUUUCAAAAAUGGUGACUAUCCAGAAGCCAUGAAAGCUCAAGUUUUAGUGAAAAGCGAACUCCAGGGUCUGUCAGAGUCAAGACUUCCUUUUUUCACAGAGGAGGAGAAGAACUUUAUUAAAGGAACUGCAGACAUGUUUUGUGUUAAUCACUACACUACCAGAAUAGUUACCCAUAUUACAGGUCCAAUUACCCCAGACUCCUAUGAAAAUGACUGGGACUUUACAAAAGAAGAGGUAAAAGAUUCAAAACCUACAGACAUAAAAAACCAAAGAGCUGUAUCUUGGGGUUUAAGAAGAGUCCUCAACUGGAUCAAAGAAGAGUAUGGAAACCCAGAGAUAUACAUAACUGAGAAUGGUGUUGCUACAAAGUCAAAAACUGCAUGGAAUGAUUAUGAUAGAGUGUAUUUUUACAAGACAUAUAUCAACGAGGCUUUUAAAGCCAAUGAACUUGAUGGAGUAAGGGUAAAAGGCUACACAGCAGCCUCCCUCAUGGACUCUUUUGAGUGGUUAAAUGGCAAUACAGUUGGUUUUGGGCUCUACCAUGUGGACUUCACUAAUGAAAAUAGACCAAGAACACCCAAGUUUUCAGCUCAUUUCUACUUCCAAGUCAUGAAAAACAAUGGUUUCACCAUGCCAGAUGAUGAGAAAAUGUUGUUCGGAGAAUUCCCCCAACCCUUUCUCUGGAGUACUGCGACUGCGUCUUACCAGAUUGAGGGGGGUUGGAGAGCUGAUGGAAAAGGACUCAGUAUUUGGGAUAAGUUUGCCCACACUCCUCUCAGAGUUUUUGAUGAUGACAAUGGAGACAUCGCAUGUGACAGUUACAAUAAAAUAGAUGAAGACAUUACAAUACUGAAGCAACUUAGGGUAAACCAUUAUCGGUUCUCCAUUUCUUGGGCACGGAUACUUCCUGAUGGCACUACAAAUUAUAUUAAUGAGGCUGGAUUUAGCUACUAUGACAGACUGGUGAAUGCACUACUUAAUGCAAACAUCAAACCUCAUAUUACUUUGUACCACUGGGAUCUUCCACAAGCCCUGCAGAACGCUGGAGGCUGGGAAAAUGAUACAAUUGUUGAAAGAUUUAGGGAUUAUGCUGACAUUAUCUUCAGUCGUCUUGGUGACAGGGUGAAACUUUGGAUUACCAUCAAUGAGCCAUAUAAUAUAGCAAUGGUUGGCCAUGGAUAUGGAGUAGCUGCCCCAGGUAUUAGUUUCCGUCCUGGUACUCUUCCUUACAUUGUUGGUCACAAUCUUAUCAAAGCUCAUGCCGAAGUGUGGCAUCUAUACAAUGACAAAUAUCGGGCUACACAAAAUGGAAAGAUAUCCAUUACUAUUAACUCUGACUGGUCAGAGCCAAGGAACCCCUAUAAACAAGAGGAUAUUGAUGCUGCAAGGCGUGUAAUACAGUUCUAUAUUGGCUGGUUUGCCCAUCCCAUAUUUAAUGGUGACUACAGUGAAAUGAUGAAGACAAUCAUUCGGGAACGCAGUCUUGCUGCUGGCUUGGCUAAAUCACGGUUGCCUGAGUUUACACCAGAAGAAAUAAAGAGAAUUAAGGGGACACAUGACUAUUUUGGAUUUAACCAUUACACCACUGUCAUGGCAUUCCCUGUAGAGUAUGGAAACCUUCAACAUUAUGAUGCAGACAGGGGUGCAGGCACACUUUCUGAUCAUAGUUGGCUAGACUCUGGUUCUGGCUGGCUGAAGGUCACACCAUUUGGAAUGCGCAGAAUAUUGAAUUUUAUUAAGGAGGAAUACGGAAAUCCUACCAUUAUUAUCACUGAGAAUGGUGUCUCAGAAAAGGGGGAGGUGGAUCUUAAAGAUUCUCACAGGAGUUACUUCUAUGACAAAUAUAUCAACCAAGUAUUGAAAGCUUAUCUACUUGAUAAGGUGGACAUUCGGGGCUACACAGCUUGGUCACUCAUGGAUAACCUGGAAUGGGCCACUGGCUUCUCAGAGAGAUUUGGACUUUUUUAUGUAAAUCGUUCUGAUCCCAAUCUGCCUCGAGUGGCAAAAGAAUCUGUGUCUUCCUACGCCACCAUAAUUAACUGCAACGGGUUUCCCGACCCUGCAUUAGGACCUCAUGACUGUCUGAAGCCUGGACAAGAAGCAACAAGUGCUCCAUUAAAUGACAGUUCUGUGAACUUCCUGGGCAUGAAGCUCUCUGCUGAUGAAGCUGAAACUGGACUUAAUGCUACAUUUGCUUUGCUCAUCAUUCUAUCAAUAGGGGCCAUUUGUUUGACCAUUGGCUUCUUUUUGACCAAAAGAAGUUUAAAAAAAAAGAAUGUUGACAAUAUAGAGUUGGAGAGGAAAUUCUAACCAUAACCACACUUGCAUACAGAAAUGUAAACACUUAACUUUAUGUUUAAAAACUGUUCUCUUAAUUUUCAUUGAUAGUUGUUGGAUUUUGCUUGGAAUAAUUUAAUAAUUGGCUUUUUUACAACAUUAAUAAACUCAUAUCCAAUGUUUAUCUUGUGAACAUACAAUUUGAGAGUAUCAUCUUAUCCUGAAAAAUGUAAAUACUUGUCUAUUUGAUUAAAUGUAAUUUGAAAUGUGUCAAAUUUGAAAUGUAAUUUGAAAUGUCUAAAAGCUAUUUUAGUGGGCCCGUUUUCACUGAUGGUUGUUGGCUUUUUUGGGGACCAAUCUGUUUAUUAAAUAGCUUUUUUACAAGAGUAAUAAACUGAUAUUAAAUGUUCAUCUUGUAAACAUAAUGUCUGACAGCAUUAAUGUAUCAACAAUUUACACUUACAUUUUUUAAGUAAUAAAUCUUUUAUUAAAUGCCAUUAGUAAUCUUUCACUUUACACUCCAAUGAAUGUAUUGAUAUAUUUUAAAUGUAUAACUGAUGUAAUGUUUACAUCUGCUUCUUAUUAACAUUUACCACCUGGCUGGUAUUUUUUAAAGCACCAUUAUCACAAAUAUCUGGAUUGACAUGUCAGGCCUAAAGCAGGUUUUCUUUGUUUUCAGAUGCUCAACUCUUCCAAUUUUUGGCAUCUCAAAGUUUCCUGUAAACUCAGAGAGAAAUAUUGCAAUUGUUCCAGCAAUUUGGUUCAAUACUUAGCCUGCAGGUCCACCUAGCCUUUAAUUGGUGUGCAGAUUCAGGUUCCUGUGGCCUGCAUGGCCUUGAUUCGUGGGGUCUUUUUGAUUUGCCUGGCAUCACAUGUUCUUGAAGGAUUGUCUUGGAAGUGAAAAGAUAUAUCUGGGAGAGAAGAAUGUUUUGGAGAGGAGAGCCUAAGAGCAGAGCAAAACUGCAUCCUCCUGCACUUAUGAUCGCAGUUAAUAAUUUAUAUAUUGAUUGUGGCCCAAUAGCUGCAGACUUGAGGUGAUUUCAAUGGUUUCUAAAGUGUAAUCCACCUGUAUUAGCUUUAGCAGCAAAUUCAGCACUGUUAAAAUUUGACUUAACUAAAGUUACUGUAAAUUUAGAUGACUAAGAUAUAGAGCCAUGGAGCAAUCCAUUUUAGCUCUUCUUAAGUCUUUAAGGAAAAGCAUUUAUGUAUAUUAAAGUGAAAUUUGAAAUGAACUUUAUGACACUGAGCUUUUUCUGUAAUGUUUCCACCUGCUUUGAACCCUGCCAUCUAUGGAGGACAACCCUACGGUUUGCUGCUCUAUAGACUACCAUUUGUUCUUUGCAACAUUAAAAGCAAA